AUGGUUAAAAACCAAGAGGCUUACAGUUUACAAAGACCACUACGAAGACAAUUUCGAAGAAACAAAAUUAUGGUAACCGGCAUAGAUGACCAAUGGUCUGCUGAUCUCACGGAUAUGGUAAAGUUUGCCAAGUAUAAUGAUGGAUACAUGUAUAUUUUGGUUGUUAUUGAUGUUCUUUCAAAGUAUGUUUGGAUGCGUCCUUUGAAAGACAAAAAAGGAAUUUCCGUUGCCCAUGCAUUGUGGGAAAUUUUUCUAGAAGGAAGAGUGCCAAAAAGAAUACGAACAGAUAAAGGACAAGAAUUUCGAUCCAAGGAAGUUCAAAAAGUCUUCAACGGUUAUGACGGAACACACCUCUAUGCUCAGAAUGAAACCAAAGCUGCAGUUGCUGAGCGUGUCAUCAAAACUGUUAAAACGAGGAUUUAUCGAUUCAUGACUUACCAACAAUCGUAUGAAUACAUAGAUAAACUUCAAACAUUUGUCAAAAGCUACAAUAACUCAUAUCACAGAACGAUUGGCAUGGCGCCUAAGAGUGUCAACAGUAAAAAUGAAACAGCUGUAUGGUGGAGAAUGAAUCCAUUCUUCCGUGAAUACGAUGAAAAGUGGACAGGGGAAAUAUUCAUAAUUUCACAAAGAAUUUUACGUGGUGGUUUACCGGUUUACAGAGUAAAGGAUUUUGAUGAAGAAGAAAUCAGAGGAACUUUCUAUCAAUCAGAACUUCAAAAAGUAGACAUAAAAGAGGACGACCUCUGGAAGGGUGUAGGGCAUUGUAAAGUGGACUUGGGAUGGCUCUCCGACCCAAGCUUCAUUAUUGUAACGGAGAUAAUAAAAUAUGUACAGUCGUAUGUUCUUUUUUAUGAUAAAGAAUGA
Saccostrea cuccullata (small rock oyster) is the source of this 867-nucleotide messenger RNA. RefSeq names its product SCAN domain-containing protein 3-like. The transcript has 3 exons. Gene Ontology annotation, molecular function: nucleic acid binding. The record is from RefSeq and is a predicted model, not a curated record. Gene Ontology annotation, biological process: DNA integration. NCBI's taxonomy places the organism in Eukaryota, Metazoa, Mollusca, Bivalvia, Ostreida, Ostreidae. Bases 1 to 867 code for a protein of 288 amino acids.